Messenger RNA from Neurospora tetrasperma FGSC 2508, 465 nucleotides. RefSeq lists its product as uncharacterized. The record is from RefSeq and is a predicted model, not a curated record. The transcript has a single exon. Lineage: Eukaryota; Fungi; Ascomycota; Sordariomycetes; Sordariales; Sordariaceae. The annotation marks the transcript as partial.
AUGCCCUCACCCACUUCCGCUUCCAACGCUCUAACCAAUACCGGCGAUAUUCCACUCAUCAACCUCUCUCCCGACGGAAACGUGAUCAUCACCAUCAACGUCAGCAACGAAGACGACCCCUCCUCUCAGUCUGAGUCGGACCAACCCCAUUCCCAACCUCUUAUCCGCCUACUCGUCAACGACACUAUCAUCCGUUCCGCAUCUGAGAAGUUCUCAGCCACGUUGUUGUCCCCUUUGGAACUUGAACGUCAGCACCAGAGCAAAUUACUCAGCCACCCAUCAGACGUAUGGCCCCAGCCUCCAACCCCGCCAAAGGAGGUCGUCCUCCCUAUCCCGGAUGACAACAUGGACCCCGACGCUUUAAGAACAAUCCUUUGCGUCUUGCAUCUUCGUAAUGACCUACUUAAUGAAGUUCCCAAGGCUAGAGAGUUACUGCACAUAGCGCUCCUUGCCGAUAGAUACGAC